This is a messenger RNA of Musa acuminata AAA Group (dessert banana), 1703 nucleotides long. RefSeq lists its product as uncharacterized. The record is from RefSeq and is a predicted model, not a curated record. Lineage: Eukaryota; Viridiplantae; Streptophyta; Magnoliopsida; Zingiberales; Musaceae. The coding region runs from base 88 to 1272 and encodes 394 amino acids. The transcript has 6 exons.
GCGUGGACGACAGACGGUCGAGGGAGAUAGCCGCCGCGAGAGAGGGAGCGGGAGCGGGAGAGAAAGGAGAGCGGGCCGGGAAAGCGCAUGCCGACCGUUGCCGCGUUGCUACCUCGGGCUUCCUUCUUCUCGCGGCCACGCCCACCGCCGCCGCCGAUAUCCAUCCAGCGGCGGCGGCUCCACGUUCCCUUUCAGAUCGCUACCUUUGGGCCCUCGAGACCCGGGCUGCUCGCCAUCGUCGCAUGCUCCGCUGCUCCUUUCGAUGAAUUCGACUCCAAGGUCGGGUUCAAGAAGCAGUCAUCCAAGAAGUCCAUGCUCUUAAACUUGAUACAAGAGAUAGAGCCCUUGGAUAUGAGCCUCAUCCAAAAGGAUGUACCUGCUAACACAGUGGAUGCGAUGAAAAGAACAAUUUCAGGCAUGCUGGGUCUUCUUCCAUCCAACCAGUUUCAUGUCCAAGUGGAAGCCCUCUGGGAAUCACUCUUCAAAUUAUUCGUUUCUUCUAUGAAAACAGGGUACACAUUGCACAAUGCUGAAUAUAGACUAUGCCUUGAAAAGAACUUAGAUAUUUCUGAAGAACAUACUGAAAAAGGAGAAACAUCUUUAGAAAAUGUUAGUCAUGAGAUUUUGAUCGAUAAUUUUUCCACAAUGUCAAAUUCUUUUGGGGAAGAUAUUGUAGGUAACAAUGAUAUGCACAAGGAUAAUCCAUUGCAUGAGGAUGUUGGAUGUGGUGGAGAGAUGACACCUGAAGCAAAAGAAUAUAUUCAGAACCUGCAAUCUCGUUUGAAUUCUGUGGAAAAGGAACUGAACGACAUCAAAAGGAAAAGUUCUGCUUUGCAGAUGCAACAGUUUGUAGGAGAAGAAAAAAAUGAUCUGUUGGAUUAUCUAAGAUCAUUGCAACCAGAGAAGGUUGCUGAACUUUCAGAGCCAACCUUCCCGGGGGUGGAAGAAACUAUUCAUUCUGUUGUACAUGGCCUCCUUGCAACUUUGUCUCCAAAGAUGCACUCAAAGCCCCCUCCUCACUCUAAUAAUGUGACAGGUGGAACCUUAAAUGUCGGGAUGGAUGACUGUGCAGGACUGAUCGAGAACACCUCGAUUCAGUUUCAGCCUCUCAUAUCUGUCCCACGGGAUUAUCUUGCACGCCUUCUUUUCUGGUGCAUGCUGUUGGGCCACUAUCUUAGAGGCCUCGAGUACCGCCUAGAUCUUGUGCAACUUCUCGAGGAUUCUGCCAAGGCACAACAAACGAUUUCACAAGAUGGAGACAUCAUCGUUUGAGGGCUUCAGACUGAUCGUUUACUUAGUUGACCGGAGAAGGCUGUUCGAUGAGCCAAGUGGAGCCCUGAUUCUGUAAGGGUGAGAAUUCGACGACCGACAUCGAUAACAACCCAGUCAAGCUCCUCCAACCUCUGCAAAAUGUGUCGGCACUUUGGAAGAGUAUGGUCAUAUGGCAACUCUAAGAACAACUGUCCCACAGAAGUUACUGCUACAAACUCAGCUUAGUAGUUAGUCGAUGUGGUUGUAAAUUGUUGCUCAGUUAAUGACCAAAUUACUGUUUGUCUUUCAUUUAAUUUCCAGGAGGGACAAAGAGGUGAUGAUAGGUACUUUGAAUCCUGUCUUUAUUGCUUGAAGUCCUUGUCAUAUGUUCUUCGUCAGAGUAAACUGGGAACAGUAGGAAUUAACAUCAUGCGACAUGUUUUACGAGUGCA